Penicillium brasilianum is the source of this 3086-nucleotide messenger RNA. Lineage: Eukaryota; Fungi; Ascomycota; Eurotiomycetes; Eurotiales; Aspergillaceae. The record is from the annotation of a GenBank genome assembly.
CUGCAAUUUACCUUCUCCGUUCGGUGUCUAGACACUGCCAUCGUCUUCUUUUCGCUAUAUACGCUGGACGAAAUUAUAAGCGUAUACCUAGAUCGACUUCCUCGGACGAACAUACACACCUUCUGAAACCGCGGCGGCCGAUGCGCCCGCCAGUCCCGCCAAAAUGCCUGGUAUUCUACCGAUGAAAGUGAUCAAGGUCGGCGGCACCCAAAGCCGGAUCGCCCAGGCCUGCGACCGAUGCCGAAGCAAGAAGAUCCGCUGCGAUGGCGUUCGCCCAUGUUGUACACAGUGUGCCAAUGUUGGAUUUGAGUGCAAAACGAGCGACAAGUUGAGCCGACGGGCGUUCCCCCGUGGAUACACUGAAUCGCUGGAGGAACGUGUGCGCACCUUGGAAGGGGAGGUGAAGGACUUGAAGGACCUUUUGGACGAAAAGGACGAAAAGAUCGACGUUCUGUCACGGAUACAUUCUUUUUCCUCGCCAUCCCAACGAGCCGCGUCAAUCCGAUCCCCAUCGACGACCGGGUCGACCAAAUCUCCCGGAAUCUCGGACUCGGGAGAAGGGGUGAUCCAUGUCGAGAAAUUCCACACCCAGAAGAAAGCGUCACAAAGUCCCUAUGCCGCAUUUUCGACCACCCGGGGUUUUGCUAAUGCCUUUGACAAUCACCUUAUCAACCAAGGAAAAAUCGCAUCGAAUCUUUCUAUCGAUGCCCUCACGAAUCUGUCUCCGCCGCUAUCUCAUGGAUCUCCUACUCAGGCCAUCAAAACUCCACCACGCCUGGUGUCGGAUCAACUCAUCAAUAUUUUCUUCCAGGAAUGGGCGCCCUUGUACCCGGUAGUGCACCGACCGACCAUUCUGAAGGCUUACGGAGAAUACUUGAACAACUCGGACUCCGUGAAACCGAAACUCGAUAGUCAUGUCAUGGCCCAGUUGAAUUUGGUUUUUGGAAUCGCUGCUCUUUCAUCCAGCUCGCGAACCAACCAAGAUCCUGCUUUCUUUGAGCAGAACUGGACUGCCUCGCUCGAUUCGUUUACCAACGAAACCUCUAUCGCAAGCUUGCAGUGCUUUAUCUUAGCCCAGCUUUACUGUAUGACCAAGGGCGACUACCGUAGUAUGUUGCGCUACCGUGCCGUUGCGGUGGACAUUUGCCACCAGUUGGAACUGCACCAGAAUUUAGCGGAAUCGGCCUACAACCCACUGGAAGCCGAGACCCGCAAGAAAGUCUUCUGGUGUCAAUACACCGUGGACCGAUUCUCCUCUGUUCUGACUGGUAUGCCCGUUCUCUUACGCGAAAUCGAUAUUGAGAUCGAGUAUCCCGCCGAUAUUGAUGAUGAAAAUGUCACUGAAUCCGGCUUUUUGCCUACACUCCCGGGUGAAUCCACCCGUAUUUCGAGCGCUCUUGCACUAUUCGGUGCGACACGUAUCCUGAACAAGGCUUUGGAGGAUCUUUAUCCCUCAAAGGCUGGGUACGAUGUCCAUGUCGCUAAACUACGCUCUGUCGCUGGGCAGCUUGACGGAUGGCUUCAUGGCUUGCCUCCCCACCUCCGCCUCGAAUUCAGCCAGGACAAGCCCAGCACCAACGUUACGAGUAGUCGGUCUCCUCUGCUGUCGCUUGUCUACUAUUUCAUUCGAUCUUUGAUCCACCGCCCAGCGCUGUGCUUCGCUGAGGAGCAUACUCGCUCUCCAUCAGUCUUGGCCAUCUCGGACUCCGCAAAACACAUUAUUCAGAUUCUCGAGUUGCUGGAUGAACGCCGACUCUGCCUUUCUGUCAGCAUGAACCGCAGAGAGCUCGUGUUCUUCUCGGGCCUAGGUCUUUUGUGGCAAUCUAUGGGCUUGAAGCGCGACAGUAAGUUGGCAAAAGAGAACCAGAAGCUACUCUCUGCCGUUGUUGAGCAGCUCGAACCCGAGUCUUCGUCUGCAGCCACCGAAUUUAGGACGAUCGCUAGCACCUUGGUCUCGCUGGACAUGAGUGAGGAGAAACCUGUGACCACUAGCAAGCAGUCCCAUGAGAUGGGGGCGCCGUCUCAUAAGCCCCUCAGGUCUCCCAAGAAACAUCUACAAUCCCUGAAGGCUCGGCUCACCAACAGUGCAAACAAGGACCAAUCUGCUGCGCAGGGCUCGCAAUCUCGUCGGAACACCGUUUCUGGCUCCUCGCCGCCACUUUGUUCUCAAUCUCUUCGGUCUCCUAGUUGGACGAGUCUUCCUCCGUCCCAACAGGAUCAGACCUCCAUCGCGCCAUUCUCCGCGGAUAGAACACACUCUUCUCUUGACCUUGGAUCCGACCUGCGACAAUUCUCUUCGUCCACGGGACACGACCACCCGCGGGCCCUUUCGUGCUCCACGCCUUCUGACGCUACCACUGGGGCCAUCACAAUGGCCGAUUGGGAGUACGUGUUGAGUGAUAUGGAUCGCGGCUACUCCAACAUAUUCACCGGCAUCUAUGGUGGCAGUGAAUGUGGCGAAGACCCUGGCCCAUUCGCCUCACUCACAGCCGAGUAUGGCCGCAAGCCUCAUGAUGUGACUAUGAGCAUUCCCGCUUCUUUGUCAAAUGACCUGCAUGAUUUGUCACCAGAGGCCUGGUCCGCCAGCAGUGGUGACUACCCUUUGAAAAUCGAACACACCACGCAAAGCGUACCAAGCUACUCUGGCGAGAGCAUGGGUAGCGAUGAAGACGCCGUCACCUCUCUGGCUGAUGUCUCGGUGCGCCCUGAUGACAUGAAUUUCCUCGACCCAUUCCAAGGACUCACCAUGCCUGGCAAGGAGGAGAUUGACGAGUUUAGCCUUGUCAACGGCUGGGACCGACGGCUGGCUGUCUAGGAGAUUUGUCUCAAUUUAUUUUUCAUUACCCGCUUGUUGAUAUUCGGGCAGUUAGUAUUUGUUGAUGAUUGUGAUUACCUAUAAUGAUACCUGAGGGCGUUUUCUUUCGUUCUUUGCCGAAUUUGGUGAAAUUGGGGUUGGAAAUUUGGAAGUCUGGGAUUUUGAUUUGGAUAUAUGACAUUCGGUUUUUAUUUGGGAUGCGAAUCUUCUGUACAUAGUCUUUCCGAGCCGUUGGAAUCCUGAUUGAUAUAUCUAUUCAUGCUCUGCCUGA